This is a messenger RNA of Penicillium canariense, 1419 nucleotides long. RefSeq lists its product as uncharacterized. The record is from RefSeq and is a predicted model, not a curated record. Bases 1 to 1419 code for a protein of 472 amino acids. NCBI's taxonomy places the organism in Eukaryota, Fungi, Ascomycota, Eurotiomycetes, Eurotiales, Aspergillaceae. The transcript has 4 exons.
AUGGCUGGUAUCGGGAUCUCUUGGGGGACCUCACAGCCUCAAGUCUCUCCUCAUCUUCUUCGGUCCGGUCCUGCUCCCUCGCCUCAUCACAGCCUACCGCAGUCUCCGCGUCUCAAUAGCGAGUCGCCCCCUCCGCGCCCAAUCCCCGCCGGCGCCAGCCGAGCAUUGAACCUCUUGUUCGCGAGCAUCGCCCUCUUCCUCAUCCUGAGCCUGCCGUUCAAUCCCCAUGCCCCCGAACCCAAUAUCUUCUCUCUCACCCGCUCGCGCAUCAACACCCCCAUCGAUGUCGUCUUCCAGAGACUGUCGCGCCUCCGGCCCGACAGCCUUUUGACCGACGCCGACGUGCAGCUCCGUGCGAGACUCACCUCCCUCGGUGCUCGCAAGGUGUACCUGACCUUCGGACCGGAUGCAUUGGUCUCAUGCCAAUACUGCUCGUUUGAGAACCUCAAUACCUACCUGCUAUACUACCUGCCGUUCCACGUGCUUCUGCCGCACCUGCUGCAUCUCUUGAUCCUGGGCCUGGCCACUUCGGCGCCCUUUGCCGGCCGCGAAUCGGCCCGCUGGCGCAUGAAGUUCACCCUUGCCGGCCUGGCCCUGGCUGCCCUCGACGUCUGGGUUGUGCCCCCCACCGGCCUCUACAAUCUGAUCACCUUGUUGCGGCCAUUGGCAUUUACGGUCUGUGACGUGAUUUGCUCGAUUGUGGUUUACCUCUCUUCCACCAAUCGGUUCUUUUUCAAGCCUCCUUCGCAGGCGGAUCAGCUGGACCAGGCCGUGUCGGCGGCCCUGGCGAUGUUGACGGGCGCCAACAACAAGCUUCACGCGGCGAGUGUAACCCGUAAUGCCGUCGUUCGGGACAAGGCUCUCAAGGCGCGCGACGAUGUCUACUGGCGGACCAUGGUGGCGGUCGAGAACCCCACUCGGGGCUCCGGCGAAGGUGCCGAGCGGAUCGAAGGAGUGGAGCGGGUGGACGUUGUAAACAACAUCUGGGACGAGGAGGAAGUGGCUCGAGCCAUGUCGCGGGCGAUGGCGGGCCAGGGAGGAAUCGAUUUGGCGCAGCUGGGACUGAAUGCGAACGAGUUUGAGACUGCCGGGGGACUAUACCAACCCGGUACCAUACCCAUAGAUCGAUUCAGCAUAGACCUCGAGCGGCUCAACUUUGUGAAUAUUCAUGACCCCAUGUCCUUCUGCUGGCUCUCGAGCAAGAAUCCUCCACAAUUGAGCAAAUCACCACCACCGCGAUUCGACGAGGCGGUGUGGAGUGUCGAUCGUCAUGUGUUGAGAGAGGUCUUGAACCGAGCUCUCACCGGUUCCCCCCACCCCUCAAUUCCUCAAUUCCUCUGCACUCUUCCGUCCCUCGCUUCACGCUCGGAUUCUGGUAAUCCUCUCGAAGUCUUUGUCCAGCCCUCGUUUCACGACUAG